AUGUCGCCGGCGGCGGCGGCGGGUUGUCCCUUCAGCCAUUGCUGCCUCUGGAGUGAGCUGUGCUCGCCGCUGAUCCCGCGCGUCGAUCCCGGCCGGGAGUACGCCUCCAUGCCGACCGACGCGGACGACAGCCCCGCGCGGUCGGUUCUGGUCGGCAUCAUGGCAACGUCAGGGGGUGACCGCUCGCUACGCCUCCAUCGAUUCGGCGUCGCGGGCUCCGGCAGCGUCAUCGGCCGGAGCGGCGGCGCCCUGGAGACCUUGGGCGACGGCUACUACAGACCCAAGACUCCUACGUCACACAUCCGCGCUGCCAGCGGGAGCUCCGACGGCCGCCCCCUCUCGCUCUGCAUCUUCUCCCGGGAAGCUGACUUCUCCGACCCCAAAGUCAGCAAAGUCGCCCCUCCCAUCCCCCUGCAGCUGCAAAUGGACCUCGGCGCCGCCGAUGACAAGGGCAUCACUGUGUCACGUCUGCCGGGCCUACCGCCAGAAGUAGGGCCCCUCAUGCCGACCUGCCCGAGCUCGGCCGCCGGCGAGCUCUGGGCACCGUACCUCACUGGAGUUUAUGGCCAAUCCAGCCUCGUGAUGCAACGCUUUGACAAGGAUGCUGCCAAGUGGGUGAAGGGGUAUGUGGUGAUUGGUGACACAAUCCUAUUAUCGCUCUGGCCAUUUCACCUCUUCUACACAUUCAAUUGCUCUACCUGUGCCUGGGCCGCGGUUGCCACCUCGAAGAAAGAUGGGAUGUGGAUGUACGCUCCAAUCCGUGAACGUGGUGUGUAUGUGGAGGAAGAUGACACGAUCUACUUCUUCUGUGAUGCUGUUGUCUAUGCCUACAAGCUGCGCAAGGACCAGGAUCGGUAUCAGAUGGCGCCGCCUACCACUAUUGGCCGUGUUUGUCCUUUCAGCCAUGAAGGAUAUGGGUUCCUCUCAUAUCUUGGUGGCCGGGUCAUGUGCUCUGUCUGGAUCGGUGUGAAGCUCCCUUGCAAUUGUGAUGCUAAACAUGUGCUAAUCACCACAUUUCGAGUCAAGGGAGAUGGCAGUGAGCACUUCGUCCCCAAAGGUGUGAAAGUCUUGCAUUCCACCUGCCAUCGGUUAGACAUGGCGCCGAGCAAGUCCCUUGAAUCCUACCUUGAGUUCAGCUUCCUACAGGAGUACAAGGAGUUCAAUCACGAGAACGCAACACCCCCUGCAAAAAGGAGGAGAGGUGAUGUAAUGGAAUCCUCAAUGCUGCUGGAGGACAUGGAAGUUCCAGCCAGCUUCAAUGUGGUCAAGUCCUCCAAUAUGCCUGCUUGUUGCAGGUUUGCAAUUUACUGUCUAAAAAUAAACUUUAUUGAGCAAUACAUGUUCCAGUUCGACUUCAUUUUUAAGGGAAACAUCAAUCACAUUGAUUCAACAAGGCCUGUUGGUGUUAAAUUCCGCCUUGUUGUUCUAGUUGGUAUCAAUGUUGUUGCUAUAAGUGGUACUCUCCAAGAUGUCUAUCACUUGUCUCAAGGCAAAUGGAUGUGCCACAAGACAUCUCGGCCUCCUGAUCUAGAUAAGGAGGUCUGUCUGUCUGGAUAUGUAGUGUUGAGUUCUUCUACCUUUAUGGUUUCUGAUGCUGAGGAAAAUCACUGCUUUCUGCAUGACAUAGUUAAUGACAAAUGGACCAUUGUCAAGCCUCUCAAGCCAAGUGGUUGGCCUGUAAGGGCUUGUCUAAGUGAAAGAUGUGUAUUUGCCAAGGGUUUUAUUUACACUUGCUCAGAUUGGGGUCUUGCUGCAUUUGAGUUAGUUGAACAAGGUGGUUCUUAUUACCUUGGCGAGCAGGUAGAUUUGCAGUUUUCAUGGCUGAACUAUUGGGAACGCAACAGAAUGUGCUUGGAGUAUGUUGGUGAAGACACAAGCUCUGGUGCCAUUAUGUUUUGUGUGGCGAAAGAUGAUCAAAUUUGUCAGCCUGGUUAUCCAAGAAAUGAGAAACCUGUACGUAUCACUACUGUCCAGGUGAAGACUGAAGAAAUGCCUGAUGGUAAGCUGAAACCAAAGUCAAUUGGCCAUGUCACUAGUUUUGUUCAGGGGAAUGGAGGGGCAAUUUGGACCCGAGAUUGCUUUGCAGCUGCUGAUAUUCAAGCCUGA
Messenger RNA from Miscanthus lutarioriparius, 2106 nucleotides. NCBI's taxonomy places the organism in Eukaryota, Viridiplantae, Streptophyta, Magnoliopsida, Poales, Poaceae. The record is from the annotation of a GenBank genome assembly.